AUGACGACGGUUACCAUCGGUAUGGCUGGCCGCGUGGUGAUGAGCGAGGAGGAGUUUGAGGAGUGGCGGAGCCAGCAGGAUACACGAGGCGUCGCAAGCUUCUAUGACGCCUUGCGCCGGGAGGUGGCCCGAAGAGAGCAGCAUGCGAACUUUCGGCAGCUGCAGCUGGCCAGCGACGCCAGCGAUGCCUUCCACCUGUGGCAGCUGCCGGCCGGGUCCACCGUGGUCGCCGUGAAGCGCCAGCUCUUGUUGGCGGAAAAAGGCCAUGGUCGUCUUUCGAUUUUCUCGGCCGCCCGAAUGGAUGGUGUGGGGACGAUGAUCCGCCUGCUGGAGGAGCCACAAGAUCCAAACCAGGCAGAUCCCCACGGUGGUAGAUCUGCCUUGUCUGCGGCUGCGUUUGAAGGAGAACAUGAGGUUGCCCAGUGCUUGUUGGAAGUGGGGGCGAACGUAGAUGAGGCUGACCGUGAGGACGCCCUUGCAUUUUGCUGCGCUGCGGCUCCGUCCUGA
Messenger RNA from Effrenium voratum, 507 nucleotides. NCBI's taxonomy places the organism in Eukaryota, Dinophyceae, Suessiales, Symbiodiniaceae. The record is from the annotation of a GenBank genome assembly.